CUGAAUACUUCACGUGCUCUCUUUCUAAUCAAGUUCUUCCCCUCAAGCCUCAGUCUUCCUCUGCUCUUCUUCUUCUUCUUCUCUCCUCACUUUCUGCUUCUUUUCUGUCUACUGUCUACUGAAUAAGAAAUAAAGAAAUCUCAAAAAGACCAGCUUAUCCAUUUCUGUUUUUGGGAAACUGUGUCAGUUGGACAGUUGGCAUUUAUUCACUCCACCAACUACUGCUACUCCAUCAAUUAUCAAAUCUACACUACUCUUAUUAUAAGACUAAGGUAGUUUUGUUCGUUGGUCGACACAACUAACUUGACAAAUUAAGAAAGCAGAGAUCGAUCAUUUGUUUUUUUUGGUAUAUAUAAUGGAGAAGGCAAAUAAGCAAGUGGGGGGUGGUUCCUCUUCUUCGUCCUUUACCAACGACCUUUUUGGUCCUAAGGAGACUCCUAAAUCCUCCUCAUCUUCCUCUGCACUCUUUAAUUCUGUCUUUGGCCCACCUUCCACGGGACUUAGAAGGGACUCCGCCACUGGAGUUGGAGGUUCAUCAACCAUGAAAAAUUACCAGUAUGUAAAUGCAAAAUAUGGAACUUCAGAUAAUGGGUCCCAAAGAAGCAGAGGAGACAUAAGUAGCAAGGACAAAAGUUCCAUGUAUGAGAAUGAUAAAACAGAACCGUGCUAUUUCAGUUCAUCCAUCUAUUAUGGUGGCCAAGAUGUUUAUUCUCCAACUAGCCAACCUGGUUCCCAGCAUAUUUUGAAGAAAGAUGGGGAAGAUGAUGAUCAAAAUGGAAACAAUUCAAACUGUGCUUCACGAGGAAAUUGGUGGCAGGGAUCACUUUAUUACUGAAAUCUUACCCCCCAUGCAUAUCUGAUCUCUUCCUUAGCAUAUAUAGGUAUUUGAAAGAGAGAUAAAUUUCCAUAGUUUUGCUUAUGUUGAGGAAUUAAAAGACUUAACAAAAUUUGAAAAUGUUGCGGGGAUGGAAGUGGAGAGAUGAGGACACAGCACUAUAUCUUCACUUAGGAAGGAACGGAACAUCUUAUAAUGUCCCCUUAGUUUCUCUCCUUUUUUUUUCUUGAUGUAGCACUUUUCCUCUUUUGUUCCUGUGAUGGUAUUGGAUUACCUAAAUCAGCUUGUAUAUGGAGUUCCCUCCUUACAGUUAACACUAAAUAAUGGCUAGCCUCUC
Molecule: messenger RNA, 1172 nt
Organism: Nicotiana tabacum (common tobacco)
Lineage: Eukaryota; Viridiplantae; Streptophyta; Magnoliopsida; Solanales; Solanaceae
Source: RefSeq, a predicted model, not a curated record